Molecule: messenger RNA, 291 nt
Organism: Aureobasidium melanogenum CBS 110374
Lineage: Eukaryota; Fungi; Ascomycota; Dothideomycetes; Dothideales; Saccotheciaceae
Exons: 2
Coding region: 1-291 (96 amino acids)
Source: RefSeq, a predicted model, not a curated record
AUGCAGUUCAGUUCUCUCGCCAUUCUGGCCGCCGCCUUUGGCAUCGCUGCUGCUCAGACCAGCACUACUUCUGCUGCCGCCACCACCUCUUCAUGCGCUGCUCAAACCGUCCUCGACCUCUGCGUCUCGCAACAGUCGGCACGCAACUCUCAAUGCGCUGCCAAUGACUACGACUGUCUCUGCACUGGCUAUUCCAACCUCGUUGUGUGCUACAACCAAUGCCCUAACGACCCCAACGCAUUCUCCGCUUCUCAGUACAAAGUUCAAUACUGCCAGGCUGCUUCCCAGUAA